AUGAAGAUUGCUUACGAUGAAACCCUAAAUCAAGCUCUUCCUCAAAGACAUACCAAUUCCACAAUCGACAUGUCCCAAGAGGGAAUCGCGAUCGAAGCUAUAAAACACGCUCUCAAGUCUCUGCGGAAGCGGCAUUUGCUGGAAGAGGGAGCUCAUACCCCUGCUUUCAUCGCUCUUUCGAGACCGAUUGCCUCUCAGGGCUCAGAAUGGAAAGAGAAGGCAGAAAAUCUUGAACUGGAACUUCAACAAUGUUACAAAGCUCAAGCUCGAUUAUCCGAGCAGCUUGUGGUGGAAGUGGCUGAGUCCAGAACUUCCAAAGGUUUAAUUCAAGAGAAAGAAGCCACAAUCACUAAUCUGCAGAAUGAGCUCACUCAUGAAAGGGAUGAAUGUUUUCGCUUAACUGCGCUUUUAGAAGAAAAGACUAAAGCUUUAGAUUUGGUCAUAAGUGAGAAUCAGGAAAUUAAAACCCAACUUGAAGAGAUGACUAUGAAAGCUAACAAUGCUGAGGCUGAAAAUAAGAUGUUAAUUGACCGUUGGAUGUUGCAAAAAAUGCAGGAAGCUGAAGGCCUUAAUGAGGUACUCUAA
Ilex paraguariensis (yerba mate) is the source of this 585-nucleotide messenger RNA. The record is from the annotation of a GenBank genome assembly. NCBI's taxonomy places the organism in Eukaryota, Viridiplantae, Streptophyta, Magnoliopsida, Aquifoliales, Aquifoliaceae.